This is a messenger RNA of Neurospora tetrasperma FGSC 2508, 300 nucleotides long. RefSeq lists its product as uncharacterized. The transcript has 2 exons. NCBI's taxonomy places the organism in Eukaryota, Fungi, Ascomycota, Sordariomycetes, Sordariales, Sordariaceae. The record is from RefSeq and is a predicted model, not a curated record. The coding region runs from base 1 to 300 and encodes 99 amino acids.
AUGCUGAUGAUGGAUAACGAAAGGAGAGAAACGAAAGACGGAGAAAAAACUUCACGUCUACGCGGGAGAAAAACGGAGUGUAACUUCCUCGCCGCCGCUGCCGCCGCCGCUGCCCAGUUCUACAUCUACGUGUCGAGUGCGCAAAUCUCAGUCAGCGGAGACAGCGGAAGCUAUAGCCCGCGCAAUCUGGUCUCGUUCCUGGGCGCAUAUCAGGCGGCGGAUCCAGGGAUCAUGAUCGGCAUUUACCAUCCUGUGCCGAAGAGUUAUACUCCGCCGGCACUGGCGGUUGAGAGCUAUUAG